CUUAAUUUUAUUCGUGCGAUCCGCUCUGUAAAUCGGAUCAUUUGGUGGAUUUAUUGUCCAUCAAAUUGGUGCUCUCGUUGAGAGUUCGAGAAUCAUACUCGGAAGAAAUCCUCCACAACGACGAUGGUGCAAACACGUAGCAACGCCAACGUAGGUACCGGAGUUCCCCAACAGGGGGAGAACAGCGCCACUGGAGGUCCUCACCCCCCCAUCACCACCGGGGAGGCUGAGGCCCUCAUUCAGAGGGUUGGGAUCACGACCGAACAAUUCAAGGAGGUGCUGGCCGCACUUGCGCCCAACCGCGAGGUAGUGGUGGGAGAUGUGGCUGGGGGACCCACAGGCGAGAAGGCUGGACCUGCGGGCUCCCAAGGAAAAAAGAAAAAAGUGAGGUGGUCCCAGAAGAAGAAGGCGACCAAGCCCAAUGGGAAGGCUAUGAUGGCAGAUGCGCUCUCCACGCUGGAAGAAGAGGACGAGUCGUCUUCCUUCGAGCGGAUGUCUGCUUUUGACCGUUUGGGAGAUCCCAAGUCGAAGAAACCUCGGACCUCUGCGUUCGAAAGGUUGCAGGACACUCGGUCGGCCCGAAAAGGCGACUUGAGAGACACACUCAAGGAGAAGAGAGGGGAGUCCACAGCGACCUCCAAGGUCGGUUCUGAGGAGCGACGGACGACAGUCGGGGAUAAGGGUGCAGCCGAGCUAUGGAAAAUGUACGAACAACUGGAGAAGCGGCUGGAUGCCCAGAACCCCUAUCGCCAGGCGGUCUUUAGUGAGGUAACGCCCUUCUCCAGGAGGAUAAUGUCCUGCCCUCUCCCAGAUAAUUUCAAGACUCCCCAGAUCAAGGCAUACAAUGGGACGACCGAUCCCCAAGACCACCUCGCUCGUUUCGGGGCCAACGUGGUCAUGUACGCGUAUCCAGAAGAAAUCAAGUGUCGGUGCUUCCUAGCGACACUGGAAGGGCAGGCUUGUGAGUGGUUUCACAAGUUACCCAAGGGGUCGAUAGAUAAGUGGGGCGACCUGGCCCACAAGUUCUUGGAGCACUUCGCGUCCAGCCGGAGACAAGAGCUCCCCUUCUCGCAUUUGCUCAAUGUGAAGAUCUAGAAGAGGGAAC
Molecule: messenger RNA, 1105 nt
Organism: Cuscuta campestris
Lineage: Eukaryota; Viridiplantae; Streptophyta; Magnoliopsida; Solanales; Convolvulaceae
Source: the annotation of a GenBank genome assembly